Molecule: messenger RNA, 2653 nt
Organism: Physella acuta
Lineage: Eukaryota; Metazoa; Mollusca; Gastropoda; Physidae
Product: short coiled-coil protein B-like
Cellular component (GO): trans-Golgi network
Source: RefSeq, a predicted model, not a curated record
CAUGGUUCCCAUAUAAAUGAAACACUGAUUUUCACUGGAAUAAGAGACAUUUUUGUUUGUAUAUUCUAGUUUAAUAGUGUUUUCCAUUUUUUAUUUUUUGCGUGGUCAUUUGUAAUUCCACGUGAGCCAAUUUUUCUAAGACAUAGAUCACCAGAUUUAGAAAAAAACUUCUCGACUUCGAAAAAGCCACAGGAGUGACGGUCCCCAACCCGAUGCUGACCACCAACUGGAUUGAUAACUAACACAGUACACAUCGUUGUUGGGACUUAUUAUUUAAUAUCUACCGUUAUAUUGUUGUUAGUCUACUUCUUGGUCCGUGCCUGAUAAUUAUUGUCUAAAGAUAAUAUUUUCAAGUCAGCAUGUCAGCCAGGGAAAAUGACCAGUUAAGCAAUGUCCAACUAUCAAGUGAUAGCGACCAAGGUGAUCAUCAUACACCUGAAAAUGAAAACAAGAAUUUGUAUAUAGGAUUGACUAGCCCAAUUAGUCUUGAUCCUGACGCUAAUUUGGAUGACCAGGAAGAAAAACAGCGGUUAAUAGCACAGGUUUUAGAGAGGCAAAACACAUUAGAUGAUUUAUCAUCUCGUGUGGAUUCUGUGAAAGUGGAAAAUCUCAAGUUGAAGUCAGAGAACCAGGUACUGGGUCAGUACAUUGAGAACUUAAUGGCUGCCAGCAGCGUCUUCCAGUCAGCUUCACCUAAAGCCAAGAAGAAAUAAAUGGAGGGAUAACAGUAGCAAAAUCAAACAACCGAGCUAAAACUCUAUCAGAUAGUUCUUUUUCUAUAGUGCUGUUAAGGUGUUAGUCAUUCUCUUACUUCUCUUUACAAAAUGAAUUUUUCAAAAUUUAUUUUAGCUCACUGUAGUAAUUGUAUAUAGCUAAACGGAGAAGUUUAAUUGUUAUCUAUAGUAAUAAAUCUUUAUAAUAUUUGGACUUUUUCUUAAAAUUAGCCAUACUGCUAGAUGCAGUCUGACUUUAUGCCAAGCAUAUGGAUACUAUACAUUUAUGUGGUCAUAAGACUUAGAUUAGAAGUAAUUGCUAGUCUGCCACUAACCUGGAAAUGGUUACAUCACUGGCUACAGGUGUUGUACUUGAUGAAAAUAACAUAUUAUGGUUUUGCUUGGUUUAGUGGCCGUGUGAUGUUUUUUAAUAUUCUGCAAUGGCACAGUUUUUUUUAUUCUUUGCUAGCUUAAUUCAACUUUUUACCUGUAAAAUAUUUGAAUGUCAAACACAAAAAUAAUAUAUUUUUGAGUUAACUUAAAUGUGUCUGUAAACCAUGAAUAGAGAUCUGGGGGUUUGCUUUCAGCCCGUGAUUGAACACUUGUCCAUUUUAAGAUGUAGGGGAUCUGAAUGUCAAAUUUUAAAUAUUAUUUAGGUGCUGUCAUUAUUUUGACUAUAAUCUAGCAUGAUUUUCUAAUUUUUGAUUCCUAAUGAUUCCUUGUGACCAAGCAAUUUUUGUCUUAGGAAACUUACUUUGUAAAUACAAUUUUAAUUAUAAUUUACCAUUCAAAUGGAUCUACUUACAAAGAUUUGUCUAUAUACUUGUGCAUAAUUAGUCAUUCUAAAAUUGUGUUUGUACAUAUUUUUUUUCCUGCUGUUCAUGUCUCUGCAAACAAAAUGUGAAUAGAUGCAUUUAUUAAUUAAUUAAUUACUAAUUAGAGACUGUGAUUUGAUUGGUGUUAUAAAUGUGAAUAUUUAUUACUUCACUGUGGUUGAGAUGAGCUUUUAGAUUUGAGUUCCUGUUACAGUUGGAUUGUGAUUUUACUUGAUUGUACUGUAGUUAAAUUUGUCAUUGCUCACAUCCUUGUUUAUUGAUUCUAGGAUUUCUGUUAACAUCCCAAGUAGAGAACUUUGGCCAUUAUAACAUUCCUUUUUGUAAUCAGCCUGGGUAAAAAUUUCAAAGAUUGUGUUGAUGAAAACACUCAAACUAAGACCAAAUCAAAAUGUGUUUGAUAAAAACAUUUUUUUAUACUGCUUAGUACUAGAACAGUGAUUUUUUUUAUUUUGAUGUAAAGCAUUAUCUCCACUAUUUGUGAUACAUAUUUUUCUGUGUUUUCUAUUAGAUGCAGGGAAACUGAUGAGAUAUUUAACCAGAAGGUUUUCAGAUUUAUUUAAAAAUAAAAAUAUAUUGUUCAGCAUCUAUAAAAUAGCUUUAUUUAAAAAAAAAAAAUUCGAAUCUAGUGUAUUGUAUAGCAAGAAGUUUUAUCCCCCAUUUAAAAGCAAAUUACAGAAACUUUGUACAUCACAUCAGCCACUACCUUCAAGUUUGGUUUGCUAUUGUCUUUUUCUCAUUUAUUUUAUUAAAUGUGUGUUCUACGUUGGGCAUUGUGCAAUUCAACUUCUAUUAAUAAUUGUUUCAUUUGUACAUCUCACAAGAUUAAUUUUUUUUAAAAACCUAAAGUAUUAAAAACAGCUUGUGCAAUUUUAUCUUGAUCAUGAAUGUGUCAUUGAAGAAUCUUUGAGUAGCUUGCCUUUUAACCCCACCAGUGCAAGCUUCAUGAAUGCUUUGAUUGUAAUAUUUAUUGCAAAAUUUUCAUUUUGUUUUAAUAUAGAAACCUUACACUUACAUCACAAAUUUGAUAUAGUAUUUUACCCUUUCAUUUUCCCUAUAUAUACAGUCAUCAGUGGAAAUGCUAAAAAUAAAAGUCCAUUUGCUUAA